Messenger RNA from Racocetra persica, 170 nucleotides. The record is from the annotation of a GenBank genome assembly. Lineage: Eukaryota; Fungi; Glomeromycota; Glomeromycetes; Diversisporales; Gigasporaceae.
AUGGCACUUGGUGAAUCAUCUUGUAAACAUCAAGCGGUAGUUGCUAUUAAAUAUCAUUCAGGUUCUUUUAAUUAUAUUGCGACUCUUGCUCUUGAAGAUUGUAUGACUUAUAGAUAUAUCGCAUGUGAUGAGCUAAAUACUGAAGUAAUCAUUGAAAGCUCCCAAAACAG